Messenger RNA from Aplysia californica (California sea hare), 2268 nucleotides. RefSeq names its product beta carbonic anhydrase 1. Lineage: Eukaryota; Metazoa; Mollusca; Gastropoda; Aplysiida; Aplysiidae. The record is from RefSeq and is a predicted model, not a curated record. Bases 663 to 1418 code for a protein of 251 amino acids. Gene Ontology annotation, molecular function: carbonate dehydratase activity; zinc ion binding. The transcript has 5 exons.
CUUUUUUGUGAAACAAAAAUACAAUAAUAGUCUUGAACAUUGCUUAGAACUGCUAAAACUACCACAAGGGUAGUCUCCCGACCGGAUUUUACAUCCAUCCUCACCCUUGACCUUUGAUUUGCACGACAAGAGCCAUAGACAUGUACUUUUAAAUUGCAGACUGCCAUGGCCGCUACAAUUUGAUUACUAUGAAACUUCGUUGCAAAGCGUGCCUACCUUUGAGCCUCUAUAAUUUAUAGCGCAUAAAUGUAGGGAAAUUUACCGGACUCUCUACAGUCCAGUCUACUUGUCACCUUUAUUCCCUAUUGCUCUUCCAAUUUGACUCAUAUUGAGUCAAUCGGUGCACUCCAAAAUGAACUGGGAUUAUACUAAAAUAUACAUUCUAGGUAAUACAAGUCUAUGCCACAAUCAUUUAGUUGUAUGUUGCGUCGCCCCGAGCGAGACUCGCCGAGCUGAUAAGCCAGACACCAACAACUAGAUAUCUAGAUCUAGAUCUGGGAAUAAAAGCCAAAGGUCCAAAGGCACAGGACAAUAGAUAUCCUUCCUUACUUUGAGACUUUUAGAAAGUUAUUCUGUUGUUGAAUCAACGAAGGCGGUACGCACACGGCUUUUGGCAUUCCAUUUUCUUAUUAUAAAAGCAAGUGCGAGCUCAGACUUUGACAAUGGAGAAGAUGUUGAGAAAUAUUCUCAAGUAUAAUGGAGCAGGAAAAGCGAAAUUCCUGGCUGAUAUGGACAAUCUAGCCUCAAAUAUCAUAAAGCCCACGACCGUUUUCUUCUCCUGCAUCGACUCUCGAGUGCUGGCAGCAAACUUCACCCGCCCGGACAGUGGAGAAACCUUCUUCGUGCAAAAUGCCGGGAACAUGGUACCCCACUUCCAGUCCAUCGUCAGCGGCCAGAUGAGCACAGAGGGGGCGGCUUUGGAGCUCGGGUGUCUCAGUAAAGGAAUUCGCAGUGUCGUUGUGUGUGGCCAUUCUGAUUGCAAGGCUGUCCAUGCCCUUUACGACAUGCGAAGCGUCUGCGACCACACCAAGUACCACCCUGACUCCCCGCUCAUGUCCUGGGUGGCUUUUCAUGGCAAGAACACCGUGAAGAAGUUUUCUGACAGCCAGAACACGAGCACAGGCCCAAACACUUUCACUUUUUCUAUCGGAGGGAAAGAAGUGAAGGCUAUCAUCGAUUCAGAGAAUCAGUUUGACGUUCAAGAUAAAUUGUCACAGCUUCACUGUCUGCAGCAGGCCAGCCACGUCUCCAGCUACCCUUUCCUGCACUCGCUCAUUCAGUCAGGGGAGCUCACUGUCAACGCGCUUUGGUUCGAUGUCCAAUCGGGAUACGUCUACAUGUUUAGCCCCAAGGACGAGCGCUUCGUGAUAGUCACGGAGGAAAAUCUGGACACCCUGCUGAGCAUCAUUACAAAGUAGAUAUUAUGCUUAGGGUAGAGUGUGCUCAGGUAGUGUUGAUUUUUUCCUCGAAGAAUUUCAGUUUGGAAAUUCUUGGAAAUUCGAGUUGUAGUAGAUGAUGUAAAGAAGGAUUUAAGGUGGCCACAAACCAAUUUUUAAAUUUUUCAAAUAUUUUUAGUUGUAUAAAAAAUAUGCAUAUUUUAUAAUCCAGUGGGGUAAAAACAAAGUUUAGAGAAAAACACUAUUUUUUAGCACAUUUUUAACCUUUGGUGAAGUACAUGUUGCAAUAUUAAGUAUUAAGAACUGGUUAAAUGUGUGUUUUCUGAUGGAACUAAAUUUUAAACUUGUUACGACUUAAAAAAAUCUUUUCACCCAGUCUGUCAAAAACAGCUUUGCCAACAGCUGGUUGUCUUGGACAGGUGGUUGUUAAAGCAGGUAUAAUCAAAUGAUUAUGGAUUUUGGACCUCGGACAGUGGAGGACAUGAACAGACUAACCGUUUGUCUGCCACUGUAAUUUUUUUCCUAUUUCUAGAACUGAAGUUACAAUAGCUGUACUUUAAGGAACAACACAGUACACAAAUCGGUUUAUAAUCGACUUGUUGGAGGAAAAACUUUGUCGAGAAACAUUUUCUCACAAUUUUUUUCUUGGUCAUUAAAAUGAAACUUCGUGCCAUACAACUGGAGCCCUUAAAGAAGGUCAGGGUCAUGGCUUCUGUGUACAUCGCUGCAUGGUUAAAAGGACUCCUAAUUUUUCCCCAACUGAAUGCAAAGCAAUAUAUGUACAUAUUAUAUUGAUCUUUUCUGAUAUUUGGGCACUUGUGAACAAAACAAUGUUUGUCAGAGACAGCUUAAAAUUGCGAACAAAAGAAAA